UGUGAUCUUAAUUGCCCAGGGAGUAGAUUUCGAAAUCCAAUCGUUUGCUCAGCUCAUCCGGAUUUAAGACUUCAAGGAGAGGACCCUGGUGAAGAUGAAUGAUGAGAGAAGAUGAUCAUGGAUUCAAGAAAAAGAGAUUACCAGUCAGUAAAAGCAGAAGGAAACAGCAAGCUCAGCACUGAAGUAGCAGCAUCCGGUUCAAGACACUGGUCAGCAUUCAAGAAUCCAAGAAUUGUGUGUGUUUCAAGGGCUUUUGGAGGAAAAGACAGGCACAGCAAAGUCUGCACCAUAAAGGGUUUGAGAGACCGGCGAAUUAGGCUUUCGGUUCCCACUGCACUUCAGUUGUAUGAUCUUCAAGACAGGCUUGGCCUUGGGCAGCCUAGCAAGGUUGUAGAUUGGUUAAUGGAUGCCACCAAAGACGAAAUCGAUAAGCUUCCUCCACUCCCAGUAAUUAGCCCAGGAAAUUUCAGCCAAGAUCUCUAUCAUCCAGCUCUAAUUUCUCAAGAGCCGAAUGCCCCUCAGCCGGCUUUAACCCCCUUCUUUAAUCCCAUUAAUUCAGCAUAUUCCAAAGAUGGAGGAUCUCAAUCCUUUCCACCUGCUAAGGAAUUAGGGUUCAAGAUCAAUCACAGUACCGGUCAUUAUCAAAUGAUGGGAAAUUCAUCAAAAGCCUGGGAACCAGCAGAUGCCACUGUGGAAGGAAAGCUUAAGGAAGUCGAAGGGGAUAGUACUAAGUUUCCACAAGUUUCAGCCCAAAACUUCUUCCCAAUUGCCAGCCAUUCUUCUCUUCCGAACUUCCUACACAAUGCCAUGCCAUACAGCUCCUACUAUCAGUGGGAGCCUAAUUCCAAUUUAUCUUUGUCUCAAUUUGGAGGCCAAGCAGAUCACAGUAGUGCCACUGAUCAUUCAGUUUCACUUCCAUCUUCAAUCCCUCGCUCAAGUACUCAACUAUUCAUCUCUCCACCUGCAGCAACACCUUCAUUUUUCCCUUCAUUCUCUCCAUAUAAUAAUAUCACUACUGCAUCAGAGUAUGACACAAGGCAAAUCAACCAAUUUUUCCCAAGUCCAUUCAUGCCAUCUCUUCAUUCUACUAGCGCGCCGGCCAAUGCUACUUCGACAGUUCUUCAUCUUCAUCCACACAACCAUGGAACGCAACCAAGCAAAGGUUCAAGCACAGGUUCUUGAAGCUCAUCUUUAAUUAAAGUUGCCAAACUUAAUCAAUUCAGAUCCAACCGAAAGCUAGCUACCUCUAGUACUAGUACUAUUAUAUAUAUAUAUAUAUAGACUAAAUGUUCAUGGGCAUUACUAGUUAUAUAUCUAUCUCAAUGCCUCCAUUGAUCAGUAAGAGAAGUAGUGAAGUUAGCUU
Messenger RNA from Diospyros lotus (date-plum), 1363 nucleotides. RefSeq names its product transcription factor TCP13-like. The transcript has 3 exons. NCBI's taxonomy places the organism in Eukaryota, Viridiplantae, Streptophyta, Magnoliopsida, Ericales, Ebenaceae. The record is from RefSeq and is a predicted model, not a curated record. Gene Ontology annotation, molecular function: sequence-specific DNA binding; DNA-binding transcription factor activity. Bases 112 to 1182 code for a protein of 356 amino acids. Gene Ontology annotation, cellular component: nucleus.